UUCCUGCUUACGGCGGAGUUGGGUCGCCGUCUUCCAUACAAUCUACGCUUUGCAAAACGAGCCAAACCCACCCAAAAGCCCUCGACCUCGGCAAUCUCCGGCAAUGGAGGCGGCGAACAGGGCGUUGGCCUCUCUCACGAAAGUUGCGAACAACGACAUCGUCAUCGACGUGUGCUUGGUGGGCGCCUUCGCGGCCCUGUGCGGGAGAUCGGUGCACCAGCAGAAGUACAUCGAGGCCCUCGAGGCCGAGAAGGACUCGCUCGUCAAGUCGAACAAGGCCACGAAGAAGGCCAUGUGGGAUUGGAAGCAGCAGCUGUUCGCGGAAGCCGCCUCCGAUUCUGCUCUCCUUCCUCUUGCCAACCUCAAGGUCAUCUACGGCGAAGCCCCGGCUCCGCAACCCGCAGGAAAUACAGUGGGAGAAGAUGCAAAAUCCCCUGCCUCCAAGUUUGUCAUCUGAACUCCUCUUUGCCAGUGUUCUUAUAAGUUGGAAAUGCUGCUGAUCCUUGAAUACUGAGAGGUUUCGUUAUUCCUCAUUUGUCUGAUGUAUGGACUGAAGAUUGGGCAUAGAAACAGUGCCUGGUACUUUGGAGCUUCCUUGGAUGAACCAAAAAAAUGUAACUAUUGAUGUACGGAAGGCCCAUCUGCAAUACGAAGAGGGAGUUUUGUUUGUUGACCCCCUUUUGGACUUGUCAAAUUAACCAUCUCUUUCCCCAAUGUGGAGGUUUUUCUUCCUUUAGGGCGGAGGACAUUCUAGUGUUUUCUUGGUCA
Molecule: messenger RNA, 768 nt
Organism: Rhodamnia argentea
Lineage: Eukaryota; Viridiplantae; Streptophyta; Magnoliopsida; Myrtales; Myrtaceae
Exons: 2
Coding region: 104-457 (117 amino acids)
Cellular component (GO): mitochondrion
Source: RefSeq, a predicted model, not a curated record